This is a messenger RNA of Ostreobium quekettii, 663 nucleotides long. Lineage: Eukaryota; Viridiplantae; Chlorophyta; Ulvophyceae; Bryopsidales; Ostreobiaceae. The record is from the annotation of a GenBank genome assembly.
AUGGCCCAGAAGCGCCCGCGGGAGGAGUCGCAGGCCGCCUGCUUCGAGGACUACGGCGACUUCUGGGACGACCAGCCGCCGUACGUGCACCCCGCCAAGCAGGCCAGGACGUACACGUGGGUGCGGAAGGGCUACGGCACGGAGGUCGAUCGGCAGCUGUGCGCCAAGACGGCGGAGAUCCAGCGGCUGAAGGAGCAGAUACGGGAGCGGGAGGAAAGUCAGAAGCGGCGGGCCAGGGAGAAGGAAAUGGAGGAACUGAAGGGGAGGAUAAGGAGUGAGGAGGACAAGUUGAGGCGAAGGAAGGCUGCCCUGGAACAAGCCCAGUUGAAUGAACAACUUGAAGCUAAGAAGAAGCAGGAAAGGAAGAGGAAGAUACGAAACACGUUCGCACAGGCGUUCAAUGUGAAGGCGGAUGCUGAACGUCCGCCCAAACAGCAGAGCACACCUGUCGCCAACGCUGCCGAUGUGUCCAGGAUGCUGGAGGCCAGGAGUGAUUACGAGUGCUUGCAAGUGCAGGCAGGGGAGAGUGCAGCCUCCAUCAAGAAGAAAUACAAGGAGCUGGCAGUCCUUUUCCACCCCGACAAGUGCAAACUGCAAGGCGCCAAGGCGGCGUUCCAGCGGCUACACCUCGCCUACAACAAUCUGAAUAGGAUCGCACGGUAG